ACCCCCAUGUACUUCUUCCUCUCCAACCUGUCCUUUGUGGACAUCUGUCUCACCUCCACCACCGUCCCAAAGAUGCUGGUGAACAUCCAGACACAGAGCAAGGUCAUCACCUAUGCAGGCUGCAUCACCCAGGUAUUCUUCUUCCUACUUGUUGUAGGGUUGGAUGCCCUCCUCCUGACUGUGAUGGCCUAUGACCGAUAUGUGGCCAUCUGUCAACCUCUACACUACACCAUCAUCAUGAACCCCCAGUUGUGUGUGUUGCUGGUUCUGAUGUCUUGGACCAUGAAUAUUCUGCAUUCUUUGUUCCAAAGCUCAGUGGUGUUGCGGCUGUCCUUCUGUACACACAACCAAAUCCCCCACUUCUUUUGUGAAAUUAAUCAGGUGGUCCUCCUUGCCUGUUCUGACACCUUUAUUAAUGACAUUGUCAUACAUUUCGGAGCCAUAAUGCUGGGUGGUGGAACCUUUUCUGGUAUCCUUUACUCUUAUUCUAAGAUAGUUUCCGCCAUAUGUAAAAUCUCAACAGCUCAGGGGAAGUACAAAGCCUUUUCCACCUGUGCUUCUCACCUCUCAGUUGUCUUCUUACUUUAUUGUACAGUCUUAGGAGUAUACCUUAGUGGGGCUGAUAAUCAAAAUUCACACCCAAGUACAACAGCCUCCGUGAUGUACACAGUGGUCACACCCAUGCUGAACCCUUUCAUCUAUAGUUUGAGGAACAAAGACAUAAAAAGGGCUCUGAGAAGACUCAUUCGGGAAGAAAUUCGCCUAGAUUAA
Molecule: messenger RNA, 771 nt
Organism: Tupaia belangeri chinensis (Chinese tree shrew)
Lineage: Eukaryota; Metazoa; Chordata; Mammalia; Scandentia; Tupaiidae
Product: olfactory receptor 7A10
Exons: 1
Biological process (GO): G protein-coupled receptor signaling pathway
Cellular component (GO): membrane
Molecular function (GO): olfactory receptor activity; G protein-coupled receptor activity
Source: RefSeq, a predicted model, not a curated record